ACAAACAUAAAGAAGAGUUAUUUGUAAUGAUUAUUAUUAGUGAUUAAUAAAAGUACAUAAAAAUGGUUUCUAAUAAUUUCUACCUUGGACUAUUUUUAAUAUAUUUAGUUAGUUUAAACAGUGAUGCGUACAGAAUACUUGUAAUUGCUCCCUUCAAUUCAAAAAGUCAUAGUAAUAUGUUAGAAACUGUCGGUAAAGCUUUAGCAUUAAAAGGACAUCAAGUUGACGUUAUUUCACAUUUCGAAAUGAAAAAUCCACCAAAAAAUUAUACAACAAUUAUCAAUUUGGAUGGAUCACUAAAGAAAGCAGUUAACACUUGGACAUUGGAAAUGGUAGAACAUUUUCGACAUGCUGAUUUAGUUCCAACAUUAGUCAAAGGUUUUGGAAACAACUUAUGUGAAUUAAUGGCUCUGGACAAAAUGCAGAAAUUUAUUAAAAAUCCACCAAAUAAUCCACCAUACGAUUUGGUCAUUGUAGAGGCUUUUGCAGCAAAUUGCUUCUUUGGAUUUGGACAUGUUUUAAAAGUUCCAGUUGUCAUUGUGUCAGCUGUAACGGAAAUUGUAUGGUUUGAUGAGAUACUAGGAAACCCAAUGUCUAACGCUUACUCAGUUAAAUUUGAGACAAAGAACUUUCAAAUUGUAACAUUUUGGGAUCGUGUAAAAAAUCACUUUUGGACUCAUUACAAAAAUUACAGAUUUUUUAAAUAUACAGAAGAAAAACAAACCAUUGCUAUGGAAAAAUAUUUAAGUUCGGAUGUACCAAAUAUUAGAGAAAUUGAGAAGAAGGCAGCUCUGUAUCUAACCAAUGCCCAUCAGAGUUUCUUUGGUAUAAAACCUCAAAUUCCCGCGGUGGUUCAAAUUGCUGGCAUUCAAAUUGAACUCAGUGAAACAAAAAUGACACCGGAAUUAAAAGUUUGGAUGGAUGAAAGUACUGAUGGAGUAGUGUAUUUCUCUCUAGGAUCUAUGGUUAUUAUCGAAGAUUUUCCAAAAGAAAUUUUAUUAGGAAUCUAUGGGGCAUUUGAAAAAUUAGCACCAAUUCGAUUUCUUAUAAAAAUUGUAAAUAAAGAAAAACUUCCACCAGGUUUGCCGAAAAAUGUAAUGACGAUGUCGUGGAUUCCUCAGAUUCCGGUUUUAAAACACAAAAAUAUAAAAGUAUUUAUGACACAUGGAGGAUUAAAUAGUGUUCAAGAAGGCCUUUAUUUUGCUGUGCCUAUGAUUGGUUUUCCAUUAUUUGCCGAUCAGCUAUUAAACGUCCGGCUACUUUCUGACAAAAAUGUUGCUUACGAAAUGGAUUACAAAGAUAUUAAUGAAAAAUCUUUGAAUAAUGCUCUGCUUGCGGUUCUUCAUGAUCCGAAGUAUCGAGAAGCUACGAAACGUGAAUCUCAAUUAUUUCGAGAUCGACCUAUGAGUGCAACAGACACAGCAGUUUUUUGGAUCGAGUACAUUAUAAGGAAUGGCGCAAAUUCGUUACGAUCACCAUCAAUGGACAUGCCUUGGUGGAAAGCAGAACUCGUCGAUGUCUACGUAUUUUUCUUUAUUUCCAUUAUUUUAAUAAGCUGCAGUGUUUAUUUUGUUUUGAGAAAAAUCGUAUGUCUAUUUUGCAGAAUGUUUAAUCUCAGUUCUCAAAAUCAUAGGAAAAAUGACUGAAAUUGAUCUUUAGUGUUUAAAACGUUAUUUAUUUAAGCUAUUUUAAGAAAUUGUAACACAAGCAACAAAAUUUGAUUCAAUUUACUUUCCAAGAAUCUGACAACAUUUUUCUGAAGGUUUUCAACGUGCUGAAUCCGAAUCCGGCUUCAAAAUUGACCAUGCACGUCAGAUUUUCGAGUUAUUUUUUGCUUUAAAAAUUAAGUUUAGCACUUAAAAUGCUACAAAAUGCAGUAACGAUGAACACGAGAUCUCUCUGUUCUUUUGGUUUCUUCUCAAAUUUUAUUAAUUGUCAUUAGGAAGCACCAUAAGCAAAUAAUAGUAAAUCGUGGUUUUAGUGCAAUAGUUAUUUUCGAAUACAUAACGUCUUCAAGGAAAUAGUUAAAACAUUACUUUUUUGUGUUGAAAAUUUUAAAUGCGUUUUUCUCAAAAUGUAUUUUUUCACGCGCCGUGCAAUGCAUGCGGCUUACAAUCAGACAAUUUUUAACUGAUUUCCAUAAAACCAGCAAUCUUUUUUAAUUUACUGGAUAUUGGAUGACAAGCUACUUUUUUAAAAAAAAAUUUUGAAUAAUUUUUUUUGUAGAUUGUUUAUAAAAAAAUGAUAUUUUUCAAAAUAGUCCCAAAUUUUCAAAAAAAAAAUUUUUUUUAAUUUUCUUUUGUCAUGCAAAGCGUAUUUAUGUAUUUUAUCGAUUAUCUAACUUUUUAACGCCUGUA
Leptopilina boulardi is the source of this 2357-nucleotide messenger RNA. Its product is annotated as UDP-glucosyltransferase 2-like. Gene Ontology annotation, molecular function: UDP-glycosyltransferase activity. Bases 63 to 1646 code for a protein of 527 amino acids. Lineage: Eukaryota; Metazoa; Arthropoda; Insecta; Hymenoptera; Figitidae. The record is from RefSeq and is a predicted model, not a curated record. The transcript has 5 exons.